UUUAAUUGGAAGGUACCAACUCUUUCCAGGUUAUAGUUUCUUCCUGAGUCCUUGUCCUUGGAAUUCACCGUCAGAGACCUAGUUAGAAGCAGUGUGGAGAUAGGGCUGUGUUUCAGAGGGGCUUGGCUCAUCGGGGCCCGAGAGGGACCUCGCGGGGUGGCGCGCGCCCGACUGGUCUUCCCCUUCGCCCCGUGGUCCAGUCCAAGAUGGCGGCCACCAUGAAGAAGGCGGCUGCAGAAGAUGUCAAUGUUACUUUCGAAGAUCAACAAAAAAUAAACAAAUUUGCUCGAAAUACGAGUCGAAUCACAGAGCUAAAGGAGGAAAUAGAAGUAAAGAAGAAACACCUUCAGAAUUUAGAAGAUGCUUGCGACGACAUCAUGCUGGCAGAUGACGACUGCCUGAUGAUACCGUACCAGAUUGGAGACGUUUUCAUUAGCCACUCUCAAGAAGAAACCCAAGAAAUGUUAGAAGAAGCAAAGAGAACUUUGCAAGAAGAGAUCGACGCCUUAGAGUCCAGAGUGGCGUCCACCCAGCGGGUAUUAGCCGACUUGAAAGUGCAGUUAUACGCGAAAUUUGGCAGCAACAUAAACCUUGAGGCGGAUGAAAGCUAAACAUUUUAUAAUACUUUUUUUUACCUUGUUUAAUAAACUUGAAUAUUGUCUUAAA
This is a messenger RNA of Myodes glareolus (Bank vole), 666 nucleotides long. NCBI's taxonomy places the organism in Eukaryota, Metazoa, Chordata, Mammalia, Rodentia, Cricetidae. The record is from RefSeq and is a predicted model, not a curated record.